Messenger RNA from Meira miltonrushii, 1775 nucleotides. RefSeq lists its product as uncharacterized. The record is from RefSeq and is a predicted model, not a curated record. The coding region runs from base 47 to 1726 and encodes 559 amino acids. NCBI's taxonomy places the organism in Eukaryota, Fungi, Basidiomycota, Exobasidiomycetes, Exobasidiales, Brachybasidiaceae. The transcript has a single exon. Gene Ontology annotation, biological process: positive regulation of mitochondrial translation.
CUCGUUCUUCUCCACCUUGUGAUCACCAAUUGCAAAACAACAAAAGAUGUUGCCAAGGAGGGCAUUGCUUUCAGCCUUACGCUCAAAAGAUGGCAAGACAGGAUCUGUGAAUGCGUCAUUAGCGGCAUAUUCGAUACGAUUUGCAUCCAAUCGUUCAGGAUCAUCGAGCGACGAUCCAAAAAGUCCUCGAAGAGCAACUUCGCCUUCUCCGGCAAAUGUCAGAAGUGCAGCUUCGAUUGCCAACCAAUCAACAAGGAAUCGUAAAUUGACACCAGCGGCAAAAGCCAAAGCACAAGCAUCUGCAAGUAGAGCGUUACGAGAACAAUUACAAGCUACAAAAGUGGCGGGAUCAGAUUUAGAGUCAAUCAAAGAAACAUUGAAAUCGGGAAGAGUACAAGAAUUAACAUCAUUGGACAAAGAUACAAUUGCAGAAGAUGCUGACGUUAUCGCGGAGGAAGCAGAUUCUCUUCCGGCUUCCGCAACCGCAACUCCACCAUUGGUACGAAGGAUAAGGGAUGUAUAUGCAUAUGCAACGGCAGAGAGCUACAAUUUUGAAUUGUUGAUCGCUUCUGGAAGAUUACCACCGCAAUGGCAAUUGAUCGAAGAUGGGAAUGUGAUUUAUAUUCCUCAUUGGCCUGCAAGACCUCCAACGACCACCAAUCCUUCUUCUUCCUCAACCGCACAUCCUUUUAUCGCCGGUGUAGGAGAAGCAUUCAUCUUUCGUUCGGGAAGUUAUGUGACUUGGGGUAUAAGUCACGAACAAAGUAAGAGAUUCUUGCGAAGCAUUAUUCGUGGCAGACCAAAUUCAGGCUCAAGUGCAGAAGUUGGCAUGUAUGCGGAAAUAGGUGAUGAAGGAAUGGAAUAUAUUCUUGCUGAAGAUCAAAUUACACGUGUUGUAGGCGAUGUGAUCGUGAUCGGUCAACAACCAAGGCAACAAGAAGAAUUGGAAGGUGAUUAUUUAGACGAAUCGAUACACAUUUCUGGCGAACCGGAAGAACCGGAUUGGACUCCAAUGUUGGCUCGUCUGGCAUUUUCGCAAGGUUUGAGUAGAUCCGCACGUCUUUCGGUACAAGAGGCAGCAUUAACGAAAUACUUGGAAGAAGUUGCGGAUAUGCCCGCACGUUUGGAAGCAGAAGGUAAAGUACCUUUGCCAAGACGACAAGUGAUUCGCAAAAUGGGAACGUUACUUAAACUUCGUCAACGUGCCAAUUUGGACUCUGAGAACUUCUUAGACGAUCCAGAGAUGUAUUGGGAAAACUUUGAGCUGGAAGAUCAUUAUGAUUCAAUUUGUCAAGCUUUGGAUAUCGAAACACGAUUCAAGGCAUACAAUGAAAAGUUGGAUCAUGGUGAAAAUUUGUUGGGCGUUUUGCGUGCUUUGCUGACCGAAUCUAGUACGCAUAGGAUGGAAUUGAUCAUUAUUUAUUUGAUCGCAUUUGAGGUUUGCUUAGCACUCAUUUCGCACGAAUACAUUCCUUCUCCGGAACGAAUCUGGAACAUGGUCACAGGUGCGAUCGGAGGCGAACCUUAUUCUACAAUUCCCGACUCGGUAGCGGAUGUCUCGCAUAAACAACUCUCCAAUCAAUCAGUCAGAGUUGAUUCUUCCUCCUCUACAUCACCACAACGUUCGCAAGUAUCGUAUUGGAAUUGGCUAAAGAAUUACAUCCCUGGCCUCCGCAAUCAAAACUCAUCACAACUCUCAACAAACGCAACCGAGCAUCUUGUAUAGAAUAUUGUAUUAUAUCUUUCACCACUCUAAUAUAUAUACCAUUCAUGCA